AUAAGAGAGCGUAAUCUAUGAGGAUUUGAUACUUUGAAUUACAAAUUAAAAAUAAAAUAAGUGUAUCUUUUAUAAGAUUAAUUUUUUAUCGACUUUUAUAGUUCUUUCUUUUCCAGUUUUUCUCAUAUUGCUUACAAUAAAAAUUAUUAGAAUUAAAAAUAAUAAUGGAUCAAUAUAUUUGUAAUAAAUGUUAUUGCACGCACAGUGAAAAAGAUGUUAACUUUAGAUUGACUCAAUGCGGACACAUUUUUUGUUAUAACUGCAUAAGAGAAGUUAAGGACAAAUGUCCUGAAUGUAAGUCUACAAAAGUUGCAACCAUCUCACUUACAGAACCUCUAAUGCCAGAAGUAUCACGAUUUUUUGCACCAUUGAACGAUAUUUUAACGUCAAUAAAGUCUAUAACAAUUUUUCAAUCAGAACAGAUCAAUAUAAUUUUGCAAUGUUUUUAUCAACUAAAUGAUAAAUACGAAAUUUUAAAGAAUCGUUACAUCGAUGCUGUUCGAAAUGAAAAACGAAUUACUUAUGAGUAUUAUAAUCUGAAGAAACAUUUUGAAAAUUUAAAUAAACAACUUAUAUAUAUGAAAAUGCAUAGUACAAACAAUAAAGCGAUUACUGCGACACCAUCUUUAACGAAUAAUAAAUAUAUUACUGCUCCAUACUCAAAAAACAAAAUGUAUGAUACUUUUAUGACCAAAUCAAGUUGUUCGAGAUUUACCAAGCCAUUUAGAACAAGUACUUUUACGUUGCAAAGGUCAAUCAACAAUAGUUCUAUUUCUAUCUCUGAUAAGAGUUCUUUGUAAGUGAAUGAUAAAAAAUCAAGCAAGAGUAGAUCUUUCGAGUUGAUAUCUUAUAUUAUUUCUCUCUUCCUUACUAUAUCAUACAAUUGAAUGGAUUUGUUGUAUUAUUCACAACUGCUAUAUUUGUUCAUUUAUCGUCACAGUAAGAUUGCAACAUUAAUACAAUAAUAUAGCAUAAUUAUUUUUAAAUUCUAUUCAGGUUUAUGUUUGAUUUGUGCUAUGAUAAAUUUAUUAUGAAAUAAAAGGAGACAAAAGUUUCAUGAUUUUAAGUUAUCCAAAAAAAAAAAUUAUAUUGAUAAUAAUAUUGCUGAAUCAA
Vespula pensylvanica (western yellowjacket) is the source of this 1113-nucleotide messenger RNA. Its product is annotated as chromosome stability protein 9. The coding region runs from base 165 to 800 and encodes 211 amino acids. Gene Ontology annotation, molecular function: SUMO transferase activity. NCBI's taxonomy places the organism in Eukaryota, Metazoa, Arthropoda, Insecta, Hymenoptera, Vespidae. Gene Ontology annotation, biological process: protein sumoylation; reciprocal meiotic recombination; homologous chromosome pairing at meiosis. Gene Ontology annotation, cellular component: synaptonemal complex. The record is from RefSeq and is a predicted model, not a curated record. The transcript has 3 exons.